UAUAGAGGGAGGAGGCAGAUAACUGAACAUUGUGUUCAUGGAAGGUUUGUGCCACGUACUUGGUAUUCCUUCCAUCAGUUUUAGGAAGCUCACUGUACUUCGUGGAAAUGUUUAAAUUAGCUUUUUAUGCAAUUUGUAAGUGAGCUAUUGCCUCUCGAAAUGAUUCUUUUUUCAAUUUGUUUGCUAUUCCCCUCACUGUUUGUCAGUGGAAGGAAAUUGCCCGAGCCUGAAGUCAAAAUUGAAGUUCUACAUAAUCCUUUAAUAUGUUACCGCAAGUCAAAAUAUGGAGACAUGCUUCUUGUUCAUUACGAGGGAUUUCUGGAGAGUAAUGGCACCAUGUUUCAUUCCAGCCGCAAACACGGGGACAACAGUCCAGUAUGGUUCACUCUUGGGAUCCAAGAGGUGCUAAAGGGCUGGGAUAAGGGUCUGCAGAACAUGUGCACUGGAGAACGGAGGAAGCUGACAAUCCCACCAUCCCUGGCGUAUGGCAAGGAAGGAAAAGGCAAGAUCCCUCCAGGUAGUACCCUAAUUUUUGACAUUGAGCUCAUGGAGAUCCGAAAUGGUCCCAGGUCACACGAGUCUUUCAGGGAGAUGGAUCUCAAUGAUGACUGGAAGCUCUCCAAAGAGGAGGUGAAAGAGUAUCUGAAGAAAGAAUUUCAGAAACAUGGAUACUCACCUAAUGACACACAUCAUGAAGUGAUGGUAGAUGACAUCUUCAAAAAUGAAGACGAAGACAAAGAUGGUUUUAUAUCUGUGAGGGAAUUCACCUACCAACAUGAUGAGCUCUAAAGGACUUUUUAUGUUUGUUUUUUUUAACUACCACAGUGUCUUGGAUUUCCUCCAAAACAAUAACAUUAAUAGAAGAAUUGUGAAUGAGUUCCUGGCUGUUUUAUAAGGACCUCUUCCAAGAGCUGGAGUUUUUACACUGCAUUUUAACAUUGUCUUACCUAUGGCUGAACUUGAAUAUGAUCUUAAAAUUGAUAUAUGUUUCAUUCUAUUUUACAUGCACUGAUAGUGUUACUACAGGUGUCUUAAAAUAAGUAUUUUUUAAAUAACUGGGACUUGUUAGUUGUCAGAACAAUCAUCAGAUGAAAAUUGAACUUGUGUAUGCUCUGAGCACUCAGUUGAGCUGGAUUAUAUACAUAUUUUAUCUGGUUCUCUUCAUUAGUCACUAGGGGGUACUGUUGUUCUUUAUCAUACCUUUAACCCACCCCACCCCCCACACAGUUUACCACAAGUGGGCUCAAACCUGUUGCCAUACUGUUUAUGGCAGAUCAAAUUAGCAAAAUAAGCAUGGAGUCAAAUAUACCACUACUUGUUAUCAAGAGUAAGUCGUGAGGAAAUAGCAGUAGGGGUCAGUCACUUACAGCAAAUAAACAGUAGUGCAAGCCUUGCAGCUUAAUUUGUCAGAAGAGGAUGCAAUCUAAACCAUGCCUCCCAAACAGUAAAGGCUACCAACAAACCAUCUGUCACCAUGACAUGUUACAGUACAGUGUAUAAGAGUUACAGUUGCUCCAGUACAUACAGUAGGUGUGUGCAAACUGCACCACAGAGUAAUGCUGUAGCAUAGAGACAGCUGGUACAUUUCAGUUUUGUUGGUUACACAUUUUAGUAACCAACUUUACAGCCAACUGUAUUGUAAUUCUGUCAAGAAUAAAGAAAGCGAUGUGAGAAAUAAUGCUUUCUUUGCUUUGCUAAAAUUACUGUACAUUCUGAAGUAGGCUGAGACACGCCAGUGAUAACACAUUUCAGAGACAGCGACUACCACUGGACUAGUGAGCCAGAGCAUGAACACCAUGGUGCAACCAUGUCUCCUCUCACAAAGAGCACCACUGUUUGUGGAGUUAACAUGGUAUCUGGCAAAAUUCCACCCUGCUGACCACCUACAGGUAAAACUGGAUGAGUGGGAGGGUUAUAUAGCAAGACAGAGACUGAAUAAGAGAUAAGGCAUUCUGGGGAAAACAGCUA
This is a messenger RNA of Monopterus albus (swamp eel), 1968 nucleotides long. RefSeq names its product FKBP prolyl isomerase 14 (gene fkbp14). NCBI's taxonomy places the organism in Eukaryota, Metazoa, Chordata, Actinopteri, Synbranchiformes, Synbranchidae. Bases 127 to 789 code for a protein of 220 amino acids. The transcript has 4 exons. The record is from RefSeq and is a predicted model, not a curated record. Gene Ontology annotation, molecular function: calcium ion binding; peptidyl-prolyl cis-trans isomerase activity.